UUCACCAUUUUGUCUGUUGGAGUAAAAGGGGCUCGGAGGGGCCGAGAGGGGCUCGGGCUGGACCAUCCCGUGGUGCGGGGGGGACCGGGUUGUACCAACCCCCUGGAUAGGGGGCAGGGCUGUACUCGGCUCCCCCUCCGACGGGUGGGGCAAACAGGUCCUGUGUAUCCACCUGGCCUGGAGGCUGGAAGAUGAAACCCGCGAGGAAGGCUGCCACCUCCUCCUCUUCCUCCUCGUCCAGCAGCAGCAGCCGCUCUCCCCCGUCCACCCGGGCCAAGACCCAGAAGCGCAGGACGGCUGAGGGGGGGCCCAAGCCGGCAGGGGAGGAGGAGGGGGGCGGGGGAGGCGGGGAGGAAAGCCCUGCCCAGCCCCCGCCCUUGCCAAGCUCCCACCUCAUGCCAGUGAAGAUGGACCCCUACGAGCCGCCCGAGGGGGAGGUGGGGUGCGACGACCCCCCAGGGGAGCCCCCUCUGAGCCGCAAGACGGCCACCUUCAAAUCCCGAGCCCCCCGCAAGAACCCGGCGGCCGGGGAGGAGUGGAGCGGGUCCGAGGGCUCCGGGGCGCCUGGCGAGGAGGGCGCCGGGCACUGCCCCUCCUCCAGCACCGACACGGCCAGCGAGCACUCGGCCGACGAGGACGCCAAGGGAGCCGGGGGGGAGUUGUGGGGCCCGGCCCCCGGCCCCAGUGAUUACGACCUGCGGCUGCUGCGUUCGCAGCGGGUCCUGGCCCGGCGCCAGGGCAUCUUCCAGCCAGCCGUGGUCAAGCACGUUCGGCGUGGCCAGGACCUGGGACUUCAGUUCGCCGGCGACCGGGCCAUCACCUAUUACGAGGGGGCGCUGGGCUCGGGGGCCCUGGACGUGGUCCUGGACACCACGCCCCCUGCGGGCGCUGUGGCAGUGGGGGCCCGUGUCUGCGUCAGCGUGGCCCCCGAGGAGACGGCCUACUACGAGGGCACCGUGCUGGAGGUGAGCCUGAAGCCGGCCUCCUACAAGGUGCGUCUCGCCAGCCUCAGCCCGGCCCCCCGCAAGGACACGGUGUGGGUGCCGCGCUCCGGCCUGCGGCUGCUUCGCCCGCCCUGGAGCCCGGCUGUCGCCGCGCCCCCCAAGCCAGAGGAGGAGGAGCCUCCCUGCCCUGAGCCCAAGCAGCCGGAGGACGCCGAGGUCUCCAAGAUCAGCGCCGGCGUGCGGGGGGCAGGGGAAGAGAAGCCCCCGGCCGCCCCCCCGCAGCUGCUGUCGCCCCCCAAGUCCCCGGCCUUUGCCCGCCUGCCGGAGCAGGCCUCCCCGCUGCUGAGCCCCGAGGCAGGCGGCAGCCGGAGCAGCAGCGUGGUGUCGGUGGAGAAGUGCAGCACUCCGGGCUCGGCGCGCUCCCGCACGCCCCUGACGGCCGCCCAGCAGAAGUACAAGAAGGGGGACGUGGUCUGCACCCCCAACGGCAUCCGCAAGAAGUUCAACGGGAAACAGUGGCGCCGGCUCUGCUCCCGCGAGGGCUGCAUGAAGGAGUCGCAGCGGCGCGGCUACUGCUCCCGCCACCUCUCCAUGCGCACCAAGGAGCUGGAGAGCCUGUCGGAGGGCCGGGCCAGCGGGCUGCGGGAGGGCAGCGCCGAGUUCGACUGGGAUGAGACGUCCCACGACAGCGAGGCCAGCAGCGCCCGCGGCGACUCCCGCCCCCGCCUGGUGGCGCCGGCCGACCUGUCCCGCUUCGAGUUCGACGAGUGCGAGGCGGCCGUCAUGCUAGUGUCGCUGGGCAGCUCGCGCUCGGGCACCCCGUCCUUCUCGCCCGUCUCCACCCAGUCGCCGUUCUCCCCCGCCCCCUCGCCGUCCCCCUCGCCCCUCUUCGGCUUCCGGCCCGCCAACUUCAGCCCCAUCAACGCCUCGCCCGUCAUUCAGCGGGCAGCCGCCCGCAGCCGCCACGUCAGCGCCAGCACGCCCAAAGGGGCGGGGGGCGGCGUGCUGAGCCCCGAGAUGCUGCACCACGCCCCACACCGGGAGCGGCACUCCUCGGGCAUCGUGCCCACCUUCCAGACCAACCUGACUUUCACCGUGCCCAUGAGCCCCAGCAAGCGCAAGGCAGAGGCGCCCCAUGGCGGGCCGGGUGGGGGCGCCGACUUCCAGAAGAGCGACAGCCUGGACUCGGGGGUGGAGUCGGUCUCCCACACCCCCACCCCCUCCACGCCCGCCGGCUUCCGGGCCGUCUCGCCCCCCGGCCCCGGGCCCUUCUCCUCCCGCUCCCAGCAGGCCUCGCCGCUGCUGCUGCUCUCCCCGCCAACCGGGCUGACCUCCGACCCCAGCCCCACGGUGCGCCGGGUGCCGGCUGUGCAGCGGGACUCUCCCGUCAUCGUCCGCAACCCCGACGUGCCGCUGCCCUCCAAGUUCACAGAGAAGCCGCGGGAUGGGCGGGCGGGCAGCCCCCGGCUGGGCAAGGUGGGCACCAAAGAACAGCUGCAGGUGCCGGUGCCCAUCAAUAUGGGGCGGGCACUGCCCUGCAGCCAGCCCAGCGCUGUCCCGGCCCCGGAGCAGGCGCCCCCCGUCUUCAGCGUCUCCUCGCCCUUCCAGCCAGUCGCCUUCCACCCUUCCCCGGCCGCCCUGCUGCCCGUCAUUGUGCCCAACGACUACUCCGGGCCGCCGGCCCCCAAGAAAGAGAUCAUCAUGGGCCGGCCUGGCACAGUCUGGACCAACGUGGAGCCGCGGUCUGUGGCCGUGUUCCCGUGGCAUUCCCUUGUGCCCUUCCUGGCCCCCAGCCAGCCGGACUCCUCCGUCCAGCCCAGCGAGGGCCAGCAGCCUGUCAGUCACCCCGCGGUGUCCAAUCAGAACAAAGAGCCUCCAGAAUCAGCGGCCGUUGCCCAUGACCUCCCGGGGGUGGCGUCGGGGGCUGAGCUGGGGGCUUCCCGCCCCGACAGUCCAGCCUCAGCCCCCCAGGCCACGGCAGCGGCUGGAGGGGGAGAGGGCCCCUCCCAGCUCGAGGAUGAGGCCCCGGGGCCCCCAAGGCUGGACAGCGAGACAGAGAGCGACCACGAUGACCCGUUCCUGUCGAUCGUGUCCCCCGAGAUCCAGCUCCCUCUGCAGCCCGGGAAGCGCCGGACGCAGUCGCUGAGCGCCCUGCCCAAGGACCGAGACUCUUCCUCCGAGAAGGAUGGGCGCAGCCCCAACAAGCGGGAGAAGGACCAUAUCCGGCGACCCAUGAACGCCUUCAUGAUCUUCAGCAAGCGGCACCGGGCUCUGGUGCACCAGCGGCACCCGAACCAGGACAACCGCACCGUUAGCAAGAUCCUGGGCGAGUGGUGGUACGCGCUGGGGCCCAAGGAGAAGCAGAAGUACCAUGACCUGGCCUUCCAGGUGAAGGAGGCGCACUUCAAGGCGCACCCCGACUGGAAGUGGUGUAACAAGGACCGGAAGAAGUCCACCUCGGAUGCCAAGCCCUCGGCCGGGGCCCGGGGGGGCCCCAAGGAGGCACGGGAGCGCAGCAUGUCAGAGACGGGCACGGCCACCGUGCUGGGAGCCUCCUCGGAGAUCCCGGCGCUGGCGGGGCCAGAGAGCAAGGCAGGGGGCACAGGGCAUGUGCCCGGGGAGCGGCUGAGCCACGUGCCGGGGGCUGGGGCGCAGCGGCCCCGGGCCUUCUCCCACAGCGGGGUGCACGGGCUGGACGCCGGGGAGCGGGACAGCCAGGCGCUGCAGGAGCUCACGCAGAUGUGUUCUGGCCCGUCGCCCUACCCCGGCGGGAAGGGGCAGUAUGGGGGGCCGGGCCCCUCGGGGUCCCCAUUUGCAGCUCCAGGUGAGGGUCCCCGGCCCCCCCUGCUGCCGCCGGCCCCCCGCGCCGCCCGCUCCCAGCGCGUGGCCAGCGAGGACAUGACGAGCGACGAGGAGCGCAUGGUCAUCUGCGAGGAGGAGGGGGACGAUGAUGUCAUUGCGGACGAUGGGUUCAACCCGCCCGACAUUGACCUGAAGUGCAAGGAGCGGGUGACGGACAGCGAAAGCGAGACCUCCUCGGGCGAGGAGCCCGACGGCAAGGGCUUUGGGCGGAAGCUGUUCUCCCCAGUGAUCCGCUCCCCGCCGCUGCCCCCCUCCUCGGGCGCCUUCGCCCCCUGCCGCCCGCCAGCCCCCACCGAGCUGGACCUGCCCCACGGCCCCGACCAGACCCCCCUGGCCAAGCCCUACAGCCCCUUCCCGCUGGCGCUCAGCCCCUUCAAGGCCCAGGACUCACGGGGGCCCCGGCCCCCUGGCCCCCUGCCAGCCAAGCGCCCUGAGCCGCCCCCCCCUUACCGCAGGAAGCGGGCUGACAGCGCCGGGGGGGCUGAGACGGGCGCUGCCGGACCCUCGGUCAUCUCCUCCCCCGGGGGGGUGCUGCAGGCGCUGGUGCUGCCGGAGCCGGGGCGCCUGUCCGCGGGCACGGUGCUGGUGCCGGCCCCCUCGCUCAGCGGCUACGGCGGGGCGCCGGGCCUGGCACGCACCGCCUCCACCGUGGUCACCAACGUGGUCAAGCCGGUCAGCAGCACCCCCGUGCCCAUCGCCAGCAAGCCCUUCCCUCGGGGGGCAGGUGAGGGCAGGCCCCUGCUCAGCCCCCCAGCCCUGGAGCUGGCCCCGCCGCCCCUGGCCGUGCUGGGGGGUGCCAAGCCGGAGGCCGUGCCCGUGGGUCGCAUCGGCCUGCUCUACGCCGACAAGAAGCCUCCGCCCCCCGCCAGCCAGGCCCCAUCCCCCCACCUGGUGGUCGGGCCAAUGGGCAAGGCUCCGGCGGCCCCGGGCAACGUGGUGACCAACCUGCUGGUGGGGCAGGCGGGGGGCGCGGCGGCCGGGCCGGCCCCCGUGACUGUGCUGCCGCCGCAGCCCUCAGUGCAGUUCAUUACCCAGAACCCCCCGGGGGCCGGGCCCAAUGGGCCGGUCCCCCUGGGCAUCCUGCAGCCCCAGGGCCUCCUGUCAGGGGCGCCAGGCAAGGCCGGGGGCAUCACCCAGGUGCAGUACAUCCUGCCCACCCUGCCCCAGCAGCUGCAGGUGGCCGGGGGCAAGGGGCCAGGGGCCGGAGCCGCCAGCAUCCACUUCACCCUGCCCCCCACCAGCAGCAAGGUGCUCGCCACCGCGCCCCACGGCCUGCCCAUCCUCCAGCCUGGGCCUGGCAGUGCCAGCACCGCCGUCACCGUCGUCUCCACCGCACCCAAAGGUGGGGGGCGCUGGCCCCAGGGGCUGGCUGGCUCGGGGAUGGGGCGGAGGGCUGCGUCCGUGUCGCCCCCACCUGCCAGUAACACUCCCCCCUCUCUGCUCAGGAUCACCUAUGUGCAGUCCACAGGCGGGCACCAGCUGACCCUGGGCACCUCGGCCUCCCCCUCGCAGCCUGGCGCCGCCCCCGCCGCCACCUAUGUGCAGGCCCCUGUGGGGCCGGCCCCCAUGGCUCUGGGCUUCACGACCAUCGGGCCCAGCGGGCCGGCCAUUGUGCAACCGCUGCUCUCGGGGCAGAGCCCCCUGCUGGCCCCAGGGCAGGUGGGGGUUUCCCCGCUGCCCAGCCCCCAGCUGCCCCCCUCCUGCAGCGGCCCGGUGAUCACGGCCAUCUACCCCGGCCCCCCGAGCGCCGGCCCCGCCCCGUCACCCGCCCACGGUCUCGUCUACAGCGUGGCCAGCCCCGCCCCGGCCCCCAUCCUGCCCAAGGGCAGCAGUGCCGGCAGCCAGGGCACACUGGGGCCUGGACCCAUGGGCCCCCUCGCCUUUCCCCCAGCGCCCGCCCGGCCCCCCCGCCCCCCGCCGAAGCCCCCCCAGAAGGUGAAGGCCGCCAUCGCCAGCAUCCCCGUGGGCUCCUACGAGAUGGCCCCGUCACCCAGCCCUGCCCGGCCUCCAGGGGGGCAGCAGACGGAGCCCGGGGGUCCUCCCCGUGUCCCCCGGGAGCUGGAGAGCCCCAGGGAGCCCCCGGAGCCGCCUGCCCCCUCCCCACCGCCCCAGCCCCCCCGGCCCGGGCCAGCUCCAGACCCGGAGAGCUGGGAUGGGCGCCCCCCCUCGCCCGCGCCCUCCCAGCACCUGGCGCCCGAGGCUGAGAGCGGCGAGGGCUGGAGCCAGCGGGAGGCGGUGCCGGGGGCCGGCGAGGAACGAACACCCCGAGAGCCGGCAAGCGCCCCCGGAGCCACCCUGGGGGGCAAGGGGCCCGAGACGACCCCCCGGGGGCCCGUCUCUCCCGACUGGAGGGUCCCGGGUCCUGAGAGCCGCCCUGAAGCCCCAGCCCCAGCCCCCCCUGCCGGCCCUUCGUCCUCUGCGCUCAGCCCCGCCCCCGCUGGCUCUGGGGAGGGGUCCAGGGGGGCAGGCCCCACCCCCGGUGCGCCCGAGGGCCCGGAGCGCAAGGAGGGGGCGGGCGGCAAGAAGGUGAAGGUCCGGCCUCCCCCGCUGAAGAAAACCUUCGACUCGGUGGACAAGGUUCUGUCCGAGGUGGAUUUCGAGGAGCGAUUCGCGGAGCUGCCCGAGUUCAAGCCCGAGGAGGUUCUGCCCUCGCCCACGCUGCAGUCGCUGGCCACCUCGCCCCGCGCCAUCCUGGGCAGCUACCGCAAGAAACGCAAGAACUCCACCGACCUGGACUCCUCCACCGAGGACCCCAUCUCACCCAAGCGGAAGAUGCGGCGCCGCUCGAGCUGCAGCUCGGAGCCCAACACGCCCAAGAGCGCCAAGUGCGAGGGCGACAUCUUCACCUUCGACAAGACGGGCGCGGAGGCGGAGGACGUGCUGGGGGAGUUGGAGUACGAGAAGGUCCCGUAUUCGUCGCUGCGCCGGACCCUGGACCAGAGGCGGGCGCUGGUCAUGCAGCUCUUCCAGGACCACGGCUUCUUCCCCUCGGGUCAGUGCCGCCGGGGCCGCUGCCAGCACGCCGCUAGGGGGCGCUGUGCCAGGGGCACCGGGGAGCGGGGCGAGGGGCUCCGUAGGGGGCACCGUGGGGCAGUGAGCGGGGUGAGGGGCUCCGUAGGGGGCACUGUGGGGCGGGGCGAGGGGCUCCGUAGGGGGUGCCAUGGGGUACCUCUUGGUGUAAUGUAG
This is a messenger RNA of Chrysemys picta bellii (western painted turtle), 6992 nucleotides long. The record is from RefSeq and is a predicted model, not a curated record. NCBI's taxonomy places the organism in Eukaryota, Metazoa, Chordata, Testudines, Emydidae.